Molecule: messenger RNA, 3313 nt
Organism: Ruditapes philippinarum (Manila clam)
Lineage: Eukaryota; Metazoa; Mollusca; Bivalvia; Venerida; Veneridae
Product: serine-rich adhesin for platelets-like
Exons: 14
Coding region: 122-2524 (800 amino acids)
Biological process (GO): proteolysis
Molecular function (GO): metalloendopeptidase activity
Source: RefSeq, a predicted model, not a curated record
UUCGGACUCGUCACGUGAUCAACAUUGAUUGUACACAAGAGAAGAUUGUCUAAAAUAUUCAACAAUAAUAAAUAAAUAUAAAUUUUUAAAAGAGUAGCGUCAGAAUUGAUAACUGGCCAACAUGUUUAAGUUAGUUGGAAUUCUGCUUGCAUGUUUAACGUCUGCGCACGCAGUAAUAAGAUUAAGGCCGCUAAGUGGAGAUGUCGAACACGUGCAAAUUGAACAUUUACAUUCUGCACAUGCACGAGUUGAGAGGUCGGCUGAAGGUGUCUGCAUUUUCCCCUACCAUCUUCCUUUUCGGUUUGAAGUGGAUGCGAAAGAAAUCAUUUUGAACUUACAAAAUAACGACUUUCUUAUGGCGCACGUUCCACUCUACAGUUCGAAGAACGGAAAACUCGUAAAGGAAGAAAUUCCUGAGCAGAAUGAUUAUGCAUUUUAUCACGACAUUAACAGGGGUAGUUCAAUGUUGGUCUCGUGCGAGGACGAUGGAAUGUUCAAGCUGCAUGGCUCUUUCUAUUUCAACGAUAAAUUGUACCACAUGAGCCCAGCAAAUGUACCUGAGCUUACCCAACAUCAUUUUAUACAAAGAAAUGGACCAAACGAGAAAAGAUAUCUACAUGACGCCAAAAUUCCGUCGUCUGCUGCAGCAGAAGGUAAACCAAAUUCUACAGAAUCUGGUCGCAAAAAGAGAGACGUCACAGCAGCAGACAAUAUCGUAGAACUGUUGUUUGCUACAGACGAUAGCAUGUUCAAUUAUUUUCUAGCAGAACAAGGAUCAGACAAGGAUGCAGCGAAAGUGGCUCUUGAACAGUACGUGAAACUUCUUGUUAACGAGAUGGACUUACACUAUUUGAGCGUUGCCAUGACGGAUUCUUCAUUCAAUAUUAGGAUGUAUCUGUCAGGUGUAAUUAUUGCAGAGACUCCAGAAGAAGCAACGUGGUCCACAUCAAGUCGAUCAGUGACAAGUGGUAAUAUAAACGAUGAAGUUGUAAGAAAAUCAUAUAUAGACGUGGACGUGAUUCUCGACAACAUUGAAGCUUGGAGAAAAACUCAAGAUUCGUUCCCGCAGCAUGAUCAUAUGAUGGCAUUGUCAAUGAUUGAUUUAGCUGAUUUUGGUAGUUUCCCCGUGACAACAGGUGUUGAAGGAGUCGCUUAUGUUGGAACAGUUUGUAAUACAGACGACCAAAAGAUUUCUUUUACGGAAGUAGACGGCUCAAGAGUUUCUGGAGUUGCCGCCCAUGAAUUAGGCCAUGGUUUAAAUUCGCGCCAUGACGGCACACUUACAUCCAGUUCGUGCUCGGCUUUUGCCAAAAACAUAAUGUCUUCAGUAGGAUCAGCAACAACAACUAGGACAUUUGCCGAAGCACAGUGGACAUUUUCUUCGUGCAGUGUCUCAGUUUUCAAGUCAUUUAUUAACGGAUUAUCCUUUAAUUGUCUGCAAGACACCAAUAUUGUUAUAACGCCAACUGCGCAACUGCAAGAAAUACAGCAACUUCAACUUCCGGGUACUGUCUACUCUUUGGACGAACAGUGUAAAAUGUACGAUUCGACAUCGUCGUGUGACUCUAGAAUAUCAGAAAGUUCAUGUUAUGCUGGGUUCCACUGUGCCACUGACAACGGAUGUACUGGUGAUUAUUUCCCACUCUACCCUCUUGCUGGAACUCCAUGCGGAUCAGCAUCAGAUAACAAGUGGUGUUAUCGCGGUCUUUGUGUUGAACGUACGGUUAUAGUAACAACAUCGACAGAUUCAACAACAUCUACGUCAUCCACUACAUCAUCUACAACGUCAUCCACUACGUCAUCUACAACGUCAUCAACGACGACAUCCACAACUCCAUCGACAACAUCAACGACACAGUCAACAACAACAACUUCCGGAACUACAUCCACAACUCCAUCUACAACAUCAACCACUUCCCAGACUACCUCCACUACUUCGCCCACUACAUCCACAACUACCACGGAAACACCUUCAACAUCGACAACCGGAUGUACUCAAGGAAAAUGUUGUAAAAGAAUCUGGGCCGGUUGGCGAUGGAAGUUAUAUUGCUGUAUUGGUGAAAAUUGUUGUGGCAAAUCUUGGGCCAGAGAUACCACGUGCUUCCAAAACUGUUGCCCAGUUACAACUCCUGCUCCAACCGAAUCCCCAUACUGCAAAGCUCGGUGCUGUGUGAGAAUCGGAAGUGGAAGAAGAAGCAGACGCGCAUGCUGCAUUGGAAAUGACUGUUGCCAAAAUACUUGGGGAAUAAACACUGCUUGCUGUCGAUACUGUCACGAUGAUGGUGGAAACGAAAGCACAUCAACAACAACUACUUCUGCUACAACAACAACUACAGCAAUUGAAACUACAACUGAAGCCUGUUACAGGGGAAAAUGUUGCGGAACAAUCAGAAGAGGGAGAAGGACAAGACGCGUCUGUUGUAAAGGCGCCAAAUGUUGUCGAUUCUCGUGGGCGUCUGAAUCGGUCUGCUGCAGAACUUGCAGGAAACCAACCAGUGCUAAUAAUAGCUCGGCAUCUAAAUAAAUACAGAGCAUUAGAACUUCAGACAUUGGGGACACAUGUUUUAUCCCCCAGUCUUGACUAAUACAGUUUGAACAAAGCUAUAUUAUUCUAAACUGUUUUGAUAUUUCUAGAAUAUUUAGAAAAUCUAAACGAUUAUCUGGGACGAAAACAUUUUGAAAUUUUUGAGUUUAAAAUCAGAAAUAGAGCGAUGUUUUUAUUUCUUUUAUUUAAUAAAUUAGUAAGAAUUUUGGAAAAAUAUAUUGCCAAAAGAUUGUAUGAAGUAGUAACAUGUACCGGCAAAAAACACAUAUUUUUUUUUUUACUUUGUGAUCAUGAUUUCUGCAAGUGUCUAUAGAACUAGUCCAACUCUACUGAGUUAAAUCCGUUUUGAUUAUGUAACUAAUAUCUCAGAUGUUCAAAUAAGCAAGUACGCAUUAUAACAUUUUUGGACAUUACCUGUUACUAUUUUUAGACCUUUCAGCUGACAUUUUAUUCUAAAAGGCUAUGCAAAGGUUUUCAAUGAUUAUAUUAAAUGAGGUAAAAACCGCCAGUUAUUAAAUAUAUGCAGUACUAUGUAGAUACAUUUAUAUUAAAUGUGGCUAACUUAUAUUGGCAAUACUAUGUAUUGUUUUGUAAAUAGCUAAUGUUGGCAAUAUCACGUGUCUUUUAUGUUGGUAAGAGUACAUGUAUUUUUGAAACCAAAUUUUAUCCAAAGCUGGCUUUGUUUUUAUUUCUGUUUUACAAUGUAUCUGUUAUAUUUUUAUCUUUAUUGUUGUUUUACAUUAAAUGGUAAAAGGUAAUAAAUAUCAU